AUUGUACAAACGAGAUACGAUACGAUUCCAUAUCACUAAAAUAACAUUUUACUGUAAUCAAUGCCAUAUAUUCUUAUCCGGGGUAAUCUCGCAUCAUAUGGGCACAAAAACCCUUGGCGUGUUUUGGUAUCCGGCCUAAAAGCGGGUGAUAUAGAACAGCUGAAGAGGUUUGCAUGUGGCGGGUAUUGCGACGAAUCGACUAUUGUUUACCUGCAACAUCCUUGUGUUAUCUUGAGCGCAUUGGAGGUUCUUGGCUACAAAGUGGUUGCGUCCAGCUCUACAGCAGUGAAGCAGGACUAUAAUGAGUACAUGUGGACUAUGAGGAAGGACUUCUCUGAACCCGAGCCAUCCAUUAUUGUGGAACAAGACAACAUCACCAACUUUAGCAAGGAGGCUAUGCACUUGGGGAACUUCCACCAUCCCGCUAAAGACGACGAAGUUUAA
Molecule: messenger RNA, 444 nt
Organism: Plutella xylostella (diamondback moth)
Lineage: Eukaryota; Metazoa; Arthropoda; Insecta; Lepidoptera; Plutellidae
Biological process (GO): negative regulation of biosynthetic process
Source: RefSeq, a predicted model, not a curated record